Molecule: messenger RNA, 6739 nt
Organism: Cuscuta epithymum
Lineage: Eukaryota; Viridiplantae; Streptophyta; Magnoliopsida; Solanales; Convolvulaceae
Source: the annotation of a GenBank genome assembly
AGAAGAUGUCGUUAGUAGUCCGGGUUAGACUUUCGUCCCCACACAAUUACUCCCUCGUCAAAUGACACGACUGAGGACAUAGAGCGGUUGAAGAGGCAUACGACGCUUGAAGUGGCAGAAGACUACUACGGCAACAAUUUAGCUCAGUUCAGACUUCCAGUAUUGCCCUUCUCAUCUUCUGUCAAGUUUGGAGUUUAGCCAAAAUCGUUUACCCGCCAGGCCGCCAUACCAAGCUGUUUCAGCGCUUGCGGAGUUGCAAACUUGCAGAGUUCAAAUAGAUGCUCAGGAUUAAGAAUAUACUAGGAUGUUGGCAGUCUGCAAGGAUAGGGAUAUGGGCUGUUGGAAUGCUGUGAUUUCUGGGUUCUGUCAAAAUGGGAAUGCUGAAGGUGCACUGUGUAUCUUAGAUAAGAUGAGAUCGGUUGGCAUUAAAAUGGAUGGAAUGACUGUAGCAAGCAUUCUUCCCAUUUGUGUUCAAAAGAAUGAUAUCCUACGUGGGGUGCUAAUUCAUUUAUAUGCCCUAAAACAUGGGCUAGAAUGGGGGGACAUAUUUGUGUCAAAUGCACUGAUAAACAUGUAUGCCAAAUUCGGCGAGUUGGGGCAGGCGGAAAAGCUCUUUAAUCAAAUGGUGGUUCGAGAUUUAAUCACUUGGAACUCAAUGGUCUCUGCGUAUGAGCAAAACAAUCAACCCAAUAAAGCACUUAAAUGCUUUUCAGAGAUGCAGCUAAGUGGAUUUGAACCUGAUUUAAUAACACUAAUGACCUUAGCUUCAAGUAUUGCCCAGACUAAACAUAUUGAACACAGCGCAACCAUUCAUGGGUUCAUCCUAAGGAGAUGCUGGAUACUUGAAGAUAUUGUGCUAGGUAAUGCAAUUGUGGACAUGUAUGCCAAAAUGGGUUACAUUGACUAUGCACGUGAGGUUUUCUAUAAUCUGCCUUGUAAAGAUGUGGUUUCUUGGAACACUAUCAUCACAGGCUAUGCGCAGAAUGGCCUUGCAAGUGAGGCCACUGAAGCCUACUCCUUGAUGAAGAAUUGUAAGGGAAUUACACCCGAUCGAGGAACGUGGGUCAGCAUUUUGCCGGCUUAUUCCCAUUUAGGGUCGUUGAGAGAAGGGAUGAAGAUUCACGGACAGGUAUUUAAGGUAUGUCUUCACUUAGAUGUCUUUGUGGGCACUUGCCUGAUCGACCUCUAUGGCAAAUGUGGGAGACUUGGAGAAGCUAUGUCUUUGUUUUAUGAAAUUCCCAGGGAUAAUUCGAUCCCUUGGAAUACCAUGAUAUCUUGUCAAGGAGUUAACGGGCAUGGUCUAGCUUCUGUUUCACUAUUUAGAGAUAUGUUGGAUGAUGGGGUUGAACCAGAUAGUGUAACAUUCUUAUCAAUCUUUUCUGCCUGCAGCCAUUCUGGUCUGGUUGAUGAGGGAAAACGGUACUAUGAUUUGAUGCAGCAAAAGUUUGGGAUAAAACCCAGUCUAAGGCACUAUGGGUGUAUGGUUGAUUUAUUUGCUAGGGCUGGGCAACUAGAAAUGGCAUAUGAUUUCAUUACAAAGAUGCCUUUACCGCCAGAUGCUUCGGUUUGGGGCGCUCUUCUCAGCGCUUGCAGAGUUUAUGGAAAUGUUGAGUUGGGUAAGUUGGCCUCUGAUAACUUGUUUUCGGUCAACUCAGAAGAUGUUGGGUACUAUGUUUUGUUAUCAAACAUUUAUGCAAAUUCAGGAAAAUGGGAAUGUGUGGAUGAAGUGAGAUCAUUAGCAAGAGACAGGGGAUUAAGGAAGACCCCAGGGUGGAGCUCUAUUGAAAUAAGGAAUAAGAUUGAGGUUUUCUAUACAGGUGGUAAUCAGUCUCAUCCGCAGUAUAAGAAAAUAUAUGAGGAGCUGGGAAUUUUAACUGCUAAAGUGAAAACCCUUGGCUAUACUCCAGACUUCAGUUUUGUGCUGCAAGACGUCGAGGAUGAUGAGAAGGAACACAUUCUUGCAAGUCACAGUGAAAGAUUUGCAGUCGUGUAUGGACUUCUCAAUACUCCUCCUAAAAGCUCAGUGUGUAUUUUCAAGAAUUUACGCAUAUGUGGUGAUUGCCAUAAUGUCAUCAAGUUCAUGUCAAAGGUGACUGAGAGAGAAAUUGUGGUGAGAGACUCCAAUCGCUUUCACCAUUUCAAGGACGAGAUUUGUUCUUGUGGGGAUCAUUGGUGACCGUACGUCUUGAUUAUGAAUUUAGAAGGUCCACUGAAGGAUUUAUCCAUUUCUCUAUAAACUCUGUGUAAAGAUAUCACACUUUCUUGUUUUGAGAUGUUAAAUCCAGGUACUUUCAGCUUUCACUUCUCAGUACUCCAUGGCUUUAUUGAGACCCCCUCAAUGGUUAUAAGCAUUGGCUUCUUUAUUAAAGUGUAUAAUUAAUUUCCAUUAUUAAAAAGUAAUACUACGUAAUAUUUUAGGCAAAGGGCUUUACCUUACAAUCACUUCCUUGCUUUAUUGGGGGCCAAGGUAAAGUUUUCCUAAUUUAUAAAGAAAAUUGCUUGCGAUUUUUUUCGUUUUAGAUGUGUUUUGCCUAUGGUUUCUUUCUUCCUAAAAUGGACUUGAUUAAGGUGGGGGGGGGGGCUCAAAAGCGUAAGAAUGGAGGCUGUUUCUGACUUUCUGAAUUCCGUUUUCGAGUAUGUUUGGUUAGGGAGAGGAUAGGGAACAGUUAAAAGAAUUUCCAUAUAUGGUGUUUGGUUUUGCUUGGGCCAUUUGAAAAGUGAUUGUAUUCCUUAAAUUAUUGAAAAAUGUUUAACCAUAGAAAUAUCUAGUGUACUAGUGUUUAAAUGUAAAAGAAAUUUUAAAAAACAGAAGUUGGGGUGUAUGGUAGAGAGAAGUACUCCCUCCGUCCCUUUGAAAGGCUACCACUUUCCUUAUUUGGGUGUCCCAUUUAAAGGUUCACAUUCCAUUUUAGGAAAUAAUUUACUCUCUUUAUUUACACAUAUACUCAAAAUUCUCUUUCCUACUCAUUACAUGUCAAGUCUCACAAUUUUUCCUUCCCCAACUUAUCUCCAUGUAAUUACUUUCACUUUAUGUGUUUACUUUUUCUAAAUUUUAUCUUCUCUUUUUUUACCCAAAUUACUUUAUUUAACCACUUGCCUAAAAAAUUGCGCCAUUUACCUAUGGGAACAUUCCAAUGGGACGGAGGAAGUAUAAUUUUAGAGAACAUGAUGGAUAGUUAUAAAUACUGUCUUUCUUACUAUUUUUUUUUGUUUUAGAGCCCUAAAAGUAAGGGGUGUUGUCUGUUUGGUUUGUCGGUUUCUGUUUUGUCGUUUUAGUUUAGGUAGGUCAGUGUUGAGAAAUGCAGAACCAAGAACUGGAUUGAGUAGCCUUAUGUCCGUUUGGAUUCUGUUGUUUUUAAUCGGUUUGUAUCCGUUUUGUUUGGUUUAUGUCUCUUUCAGCCAGUUUUAGUUGGUUAGGUCGUUUUUAUGCGCAAACCACCUGACCCUGACGUGGUUUUCAUUGGUUUGUCAGUAGGUUUUGCUUAAUCUAUUCUUUUGUUUAUUAAUCUAAAAGUUAAGAAACGGCAUAAACUUAGGCUCUCUGCUUUUAGCUUAUUUUUCAAAUUAAAAGGACAACAGCACUUAAAAAAAUCUCACAAAAAUUUUUGAAUUGAAGUUUUUGAAGGGAAAGAAUUGAAGGGAAGGAAAUAUUUAACAUCUAUCUGUUCUCAAUUUUUGAACAGAUAAUGGAGAACUUUAAUACCCUCACCAGCUAAAACUGUCACCAGCUAAAACUGGGAAGUGGGAAACCAAACAUACUCAUAGUGUCUUUUUGAAAUCUGAGAAAUACCAUGAUGCUAAAUAUGGAUGAAGUUUAGUGUAAUUUUUUUAAUGAAUUCAUCUCCAACAUUUUUUCAAAAUCAUUUUAUUAGUUAUUUGUACUAUACUUCGUUCUUCAAUUGUUGCAACACUUUGACUUCACACUCUUCAGUCUUCACAUACUUCACUCUGAGUACAUUUUAUUGUUUAAUGUUUUUUUUCCAUCAUUUAUUAAUGUAUUAAAAAAUUACGGAGUAUUUUUUAAGAAGUAUUACUAUAUCUAAAAUUUGUCUCAAAGUAAAAUUUCAUAACAUGAUUUAUUUAAUACGUAGUAAUAUAUACUAAUAGCUAACUAAAUAUAUUAAUAGUCAAGUCGUGUGUUGUAAAACAUGAAAUUCAAACUAUUGCAGCUAAAUAAGAAUAGAGGCCAGUUUAUUCCUCCAAAAAACAGAACAGAGGCAGUCUAAAGAGUAUUGCUGAAAGGAAUCCGAAGUUGUUAUAUGUUCAUUGGUAUCUUUAUAUUGAGCUAAUCUCAAGUUUCACUAAACUCAAUUCGACAAUUGCCAAAGACCUUACAUCCAGGGGCGGAUCCACCAUGGGGGCAGCCGCCCCCACUCAACCCCCACCCAACCCUUAUAUAUAUAUCAAAUAUAAAAUUAUAUAUGUACAUAGGUAUUAAAUAUAAGUAUAUUAAACAUUAUAAACGAAGGUUGUAAUUAUGAGUAGCCGCAGUAGACUGGAGAUGGAUUUUACGUGUGUUUCCGUAGCCUUGUUGGUUUAGGGUUCGAUUCUCACCAUCAGCGUUUUCCAUUUUGUUUUACUUUUGCAUUUCUAAGCUCCCACCCAGUUCGAUUCUCACCUUCAGCCUUUUCAUUUUGUUUUACUUUUGCAUUUCUAAGCUCCCACCCUGUUGAAUUCUCACCUUUAGCCUUUUUGAUUUUGUUUUACUUUUGCAUUCUUAAACUAAUUUAAAGCUACUUUAGAGUUUAGACAAUUGUAUUUUAAAUUUGGCUUAUUUAAACUACUUCAAUAUAAUUAUAGUUUAACAAUUGUAUCUUUACAUUUAAUAUAAAUUCAUUUUUAAGUAUGCUUGUGCAUUCACAAUAUAAGUUAAUUCUAAAUAAAUAUUUGAUUCAUUUCUUAUUUGAUUCUUAUUGAUAAUAUAAUUUUGAAUAAAUUACAAACUAUGUGAUUAAUUUUGUUUAGCAAAGUAAAAAUUUAUCUGGCAUGAAAUUUUAAGUUUGAUAUCGUAAUAGUUUUGUCCCACCAAUAUUUUGUUAUUUUUAAUUGAUUUUACACUUUUUUGUAUUAAUGUGGUCAUUGUUCAUGACAUGUGUGAUAUAACUAAUGCAAAUUCGCCCCCACUGACGAAAAUUCCUGGACACGCCACUGCUUACAUCCACAUUUUACACUUCAAAAUAAUGUGCUCAAAUGAGCUCAGAAUUAUUAAUAUAAAGACCAUAAGAUCCAAAUAUAUGUUAAAAAUUAAAAACAUCAGCUCUACUUCUCUUGACGAAUCGACAUGAUUUCAUGUUAAAAUUAAUCAUGCGAAAAUACCAUUUUCCUCCUUUCACUACUCACUAACAUGUUCCGAGAUACAAGCAUGCCAAUUUUCAGAAAAAGACAUUUCUGGGUCUGAGUAUUUCUUUGAGCAUGCAUGUUCUGCAUUUCUAUUAUAAGCACAAUAAUAUUACUCAUCAACAACUUUUGUUAGAGUAACAGUCCUGGAUGAGAUAUUUCUACAUACAUGAGAUAUUACUCAUCAACAACUUGCUAUUAUUUGUAUUUAACUAUAUGCUAUUGGGACUGAAUUAAAUUUUGGGUUGAGAAAUUGAUCAUGGAUGUUAUGCUACGCUAGUGGUUAAUUUUCAAUCAUACAUGGGUGUUUCAUAUGAACUGAAAGUAAACUACUUUUAGCAUAGUCUUGAGUCGGUUAGUUUAAAAGAUUCAAUGUGCAAAAGUGUCCAUUGUGUUAGAAUAUACUCAGGUGAAGAAGCGCUCCUUAUUUUUUUCUUCGUCCCCAUAUAUUUUUGUUUUUUAUGAAUUGACACUGUAAUAAGCUGUGUUGGCAACUAAUAGGAGCUACAGCUGGUGGAUCAUGACUCAGAAAGACAAAUGGGCGCAGGCACAGGUAAAUUAGGUAAAGAAUAAAAGAUCAUUCCAUUUAAGAAUGUCAAAGCUGGUGUCUUUCUUUGCCAUCUAGUCUGUUAGUGUUAUUUGUUUUUUAACUUUUUUUACUAAAGAUUUGUUUUAUGCAAUUUUAGUGGCAUGUGGUAAGGAAAUCUACACAACAAAGAAUUCCACUCAUUGUUUUUCUUCUCCAGGAGGAGGGAGUGUUCAAGGCAGGAAUGCAGGAUAUACAUACUUUGAAUAGUUGUAUAUAGUAAUUGCUGUCUUUUUGUAUUUGUUACUGUGUCCUUUUCAAUAUCAAACUUGUUAGAGCAAAUAUAUAUUUUGCUUGAUCAGGCAGGGCUGCAAGAGGAUUUUGCUGAGGGGUCAUAGAUAUAGCAGCAACAGCAAAGAAGAAAUGAAAGAUGUUCGAGUGUUCGACUGAUCAUUCAUUUCAUGGAGGAACUGGCAGAGAAGAUCUGAGAAGAGCUAUACUGCACGAAGAAAGAGAUGAAUCUCCUUCCACAACAAAGAUCCGAUGCGGUGAAUAUCUGUGCGAUCCUCAAACAUUAAUAUAUAUUGAUGACUAACUUACGCGGGGAUAUGGUAAAUGCUCUUAAGAUAGGCUGGCCAUGCAAAAGAUUAGUUGCAGGAUGAAGUGAGGGAUAUGAAGGCUGCUUUGGUCAACUGGUAGCUAGAUAAUAAAAAAUAAGAAAUAUUUAUCUAUGAUUAUAGCAACGAAUAUGUUGUUAUGAUUAGCACAAAGUAUUGACAAGAAAAACUUGUGACAAAGAGAAAACAUGUUUUACAAAACAAAAUGUCAUUGCACCGAACAUUUUAGUUGUCCUGACACAAUAAGAUUUGAAUUGAU